Recurvomyces mirabilis is the source of this 1203-nucleotide messenger RNA. RefSeq lists its product as uncharacterized. Lineage: Eukaryota; Fungi; Ascomycota; Dothideomycetes; Mycosphaerellales; Teratosphaeriaceae. Gene Ontology annotation, molecular function: alpha-L-arabinofuranosidase activity; cellulose binding. The coding region runs from base 1 to 1203 and encodes 400 amino acids. The record is from RefSeq and is a predicted model, not a curated record. The transcript has 4 exons. Gene Ontology annotation, cellular component: extracellular region. Gene Ontology annotation, biological process: L-arabinose metabolic process.
AUGCCUUCCGCAGCUUCGAUUACUCUGGCUUUGGCGACCGCUCUUGCAGGAGUCUCUGCGCAGUACUGCGACCUGCCGACGUCUUACAAGUGGUCCUCGACUGGAGCUCUCGCCCAGCCAAAGAAUGGAUGGGAGUCACUCAAGGACUUCACCCAUGUGCCGUACAAUGGUCAGCACUUGGUAUAUGGCUCGAAUGUCAACGGCGGCAAUUAUGGCUCCAUGAACUUCGGCCUUUUCACCGACUGGUCUUCUAUGGGUUCCGUCGCUCAGAACGGCAUGUCAUCUGGGACUGUUGCGCCUACCCUGUUCUACUUCAAGCCCACUGGCGUGUGGGUUCUGGCCUACCAAUGGGGCUCGUCGGCGUUCAGCUAUAAGACUUCUGCUGAUCCUACCAACGCCAAUGGAUGGAGUUCCGAAAAGCCUCUCUUCACGGGUACCGCACCUGGAGCUGCAUACGGUCCAAUUGACCAGACGGUCAUCGGAGACAGCACGAACAUGUAUCUCUUCUAUGCGGGUGACAAUGGCAAGAUCUACCGCGCAAGCAUGCCGAUUGGCAACUUCCCGGGAAGUUUUGGCUCCAGCGAGACGACUAUCUUGUCAGAUACGACGGCCAACCUGUUCGAGGCCGUCCAGGUGUAUAAGCUCAAGGGACAGAAUAAGUGGUUGAUGAUCGUUGAGGCCGAGGGUGCUAAUGGACGCUACUUCCGCUCCUUCACAGCAACAAGUCUGAGCGGAUCUUGGACUCUACAGGCUGGAUCCGAGAGCGCUCCCUUCGCAGGGAAGGCCAAUACUGGAGUCACCUGGACGAGUGAUAUCAGCCACGGCGACAUCAUCCGUGAUACCAACGACCAGACUUUCGAGAUCGAUCCCUGCAACCUUCAGAUGCUCUACCAAGGUCACGGUAGCUCAAGCGCAGCCUACAAUGACCUGCCAUACCGCCCGGGGCUCCUGACCCUUCAGAAUCCAGCCGCACAACAGGGCGGAAGCACCGGCAGCACGACCCUGGUGACUUCAGCAUCCACCAAGGCAACCACGGCCGCUACGAGCGCGACGAAAGUGAGCAGUACUGCCGCUGCUAGCCCGACCGGGUCGCAAGCGGCGCACUAUGAUCAGUGCGGAGGUCAAGGCUGGACGGGUGCCACGACUUGUGUGAGCCCAUACACGUGCACGGCAAGUAAUCAAUACUAUUCGCAAUGCUUGUAG